Messenger RNA from Aspergillus versicolor CBS 583.65, 1161 nucleotides. RefSeq names its product Zn(II)2Cys6 transcription factor domain-containing protein. The record is from RefSeq and is a predicted model, not a curated record. The transcript has 2 exons. NCBI's taxonomy places the organism in Eukaryota, Fungi, Ascomycota, Eurotiomycetes, Eurotiales, Aspergillaceae. Gene Ontology annotation, biological process: regulation of DNA-templated transcription. Gene Ontology annotation, molecular function: DNA-binding transcription factor activity, RNA polymerase II-specific; zinc ion binding. Bases 395 to 961 code for a protein of 188 amino acids.
UUGAUCCGCCUUGUUCAAGCGGAAGGAACACUGUCCGCUGCUACGGAUCCCCUCAUAUCCACUCCGUCCGACUCCUCCACACGCAUUAUCACUCGCUUCAUCGCUCUUAUUAUCGGCUCUUUAAACCAGACGAUCACGCGCAGUAGCGCUCUUUAACAUCUUGCCUUUGACUAGUCUAUUUUUCGCCUCAAUAUCUUGCCCGGCUGAGGAUGUUGAUAUCGACCGUCUUCAGAUAGAUGUGCUGUCUUCUGGAGAGUAUGCUUUUUGGGAUAUCAACGCUGGAUUGUUGAUUUCAUCCCCAUUAUUCACUUCUUUCUAACUCCUUUCUUUCACUGCUUCGUCCUUGGCUUCUGCUCGGUUCACCAUUCCUGUGUUUUUCUCCGUCCCAUAGACAAUGGCGGAUCAUCCAUCGAGAUAUCCUCCCAUUGCGCCAAAGGGGCCUGACACCGAACUCCCAGCACCGAGUCGCUCUCCCGAAGAAAUUCGAACAAAACGGGCCUCUACCGCUUGUGGUGAGUGUAAACAGCGUCGAACAAAGUGCACCGUCGAUGAUUCGGGUCCUCCCUGUGCUGAGUGCGCACUCCAUAACCGGGAAUGUAUCAUCGAUGAGCUAGCCGACAAACGACGGAAGGUCGCGGCAAAAGAGACAGAAGAAAACCUUAAAUCGUCGCAAAAGGACCUCGCGAAAUCACGAAAAGAUCAUGAGAUCACUCAGGGGGAAUUGGAGUACUACCGAUCAUACGUCCGCUACUUACUCGAUGCGAUUCGAUUUGGCCAACUUGAUGAUGUCAAUAACCUCAUCGCCGUUAUUCGGAAGGGUGCAACUGAAAGGGAAAUCGGAAACUUUAUAUCGCAGUUUGGGCACCUCGCCCCUCGAUUCAGCCUCGACACGCCUGGGGGUUCUGACUCUACGAAUGGUGAAGACGGUACGCCGGUUGUGGAUGGGCCCACAAAGGCAUGAGUUCCGUGAUACCGCGAGACGGCGACAUCCUCCGCGUUGCAAAAUAUCCAAGUCUGCUAUUGUUUUCGUCUUGGAUGCACACUAACGCUCAAACAACAACUAUCAAGACUAUUUUUCACUUUCGUGGCUUCUUCUGGAUGGCGGGGCAGUAGUUCUCGCGCUGACACCUCUAACAAUUGGGUAUCGACGCGACCCCUUUA